Colletotrichum orchidophilum is the source of this 1143-nucleotide messenger RNA. RefSeq lists its product as uncharacterized. Lineage: Eukaryota; Fungi; Ascomycota; Sordariomycetes; Glomerellales; Glomerellaceae. The record is from RefSeq and is a predicted model, not a curated record. Bases 1 to 1143 code for a protein of 380 amino acids. The transcript has a single exon.
AUGAGAUUCUCAACGCUCGCAGCCGGCCUCCCCCUCGUGGUGGCGGCUCCUCAGGGUCACUCCUUCAAGCAGACCAACAGCGCCUGCAAGGGCCUCGUCCUCGACCAAGCUCCUGAGACCUCGCAGCCCUACGUCCUCCGCAAGGGCUCCGGCCGCGCCGUCCUCGUUGGCGAUCAAGUCUACCGCUUCUCCGUCACGGGCAACUCCUCGGCCGGCGCCUUCACCCUGAUGCAGACCAACGCCCCAGACUCGUCCGCCCUGGGCGUACUCCCCCAUAUCCACAAGACCCACUACGAGAACUUCUACUGCACAAAGGGCCAGAUCCAGCUCUGGGCUAAGACCAACAGCUCCGGCGAGCAGGCCCGCGUCCUCACCCCCGGAGACUACGGCGCCGUGCCCCGCAACACGAUCCACACCUUCCAGAUGAACGACCCCGACACCCAGCUCACGGGUGUCAUCCAGCCCGGCGGCUUCGAGGAGCUUUUCGUCGCCAUCGCCAAUACUGACUUCGUCUCCCCCAUCGGCUCCGAGUUCGUACCCGCCGCCUCUAACGGCUCCUCCGGCUCCGACCCGGCCCAAAUCUCCGCCCUCGAAGCCUUUGACGUCUACGCCCAUCUCGACUUCAACCCUCGCCGCGAUCUCAUUAACGGCAGCGCUGGAGGCCCAAAUACCUGGCACACCGCCGCCAACACCCUCGCGCCCGACGUCGUCACCCCCAACUUUAUCGCCAAGAACCGCGGGCCAAAGUACCUUAACGCCGACGGCGGCGUCUACCACCUCAUCGCCCCCUUGGCAACAGCUAAGCAGACGGGUAAUAACUUCACUAUGGGCACCGUCACCCUGAGCCCCUUGCUGUCCAACCAGACCGCUACCAAGGCGAACUUCGACCAGCCCCUCGCCUUCCAGCUCGAGGAGGGCGCCCUCGAGGUCGCCGUCGAAGGGUACGACGCCGUGACGCUGAUCCAAGGCGACGUCAUCUUCGUCCCCGCCAGUACCGCCUUCACCUAUGCCGCCUCCGCCGCCUUUACAAAGUUCCUGUACGUUAGCGGCGGCGGCGACGGCUUCGACUACCAGCUCCUCCAGCGCGCCGUGCCUUGGGAGUAUACCACGUACCCCAUCAACGCCGGCUUCACCGUGCAGUAA